AUGGGUCAGGUGCCAGAAGGCGGGGUGUGCAACCUUAACGCAGUGCAAUCUCACGUCGCAGUAACACCUCUUCUCGAAAAGAUCGAAGCACCCAUACUUUGUAUUGAACGACGCAAGGAGUACAGUCUCUUCGAUUUGUUCGGUAUCCGCAGUUCCAUCAUCUUCGAUCCGGAUGGACCCAUCAGUCAGAAUCUGCGAGCAAUUACACCUCUGAUCGAUGAUUACACAGAAGCCCGCGAGUGGAUCGCGUCAUGCGUAAAGGGUCAUGGAUGUUACAAAUUUCAGUUUUUGACCGAGUCAAAGUACGAUACCAACGUACACAAUCUGAAGGUCAUCGACUGCAGAAACCGCUUAGUUGGAAAACUGCCACCAGCUGGGUCGUAUGUGACAUUGAGCUAUGUGUGGGGCAAGCCGGACGCACAACAUCCUGGCCAGCAAGCGGGCGCUGAGUCGUUGGAGCCGGACGUCUUAUCGUGCAACUUACCUCGAACUAUCGAGGAUGCCAUCAAAGUCACGCUGAUGCUUGGGUACGACUACCUUUGGGUCGAUAGAUAUUGCUUGGAGAAAUCUUCAGAAGACUUUCAUCGACAGCUCAAACAAAUGGACAAGGUCUAUGCAGGCGGCGGGAUAUGA
This is a messenger RNA of Alternaria conjuncta, 633 nucleotides long. RefSeq lists its product as uncharacterized. NCBI's taxonomy places the organism in Eukaryota, Fungi, Ascomycota, Dothideomycetes, Pleosporales, Pleosporaceae. The record is from RefSeq and is a predicted model, not a curated record. The transcript has 2 exons. Bases 1 to 633 code for a protein of 210 amino acids.